Messenger RNA from Episyrphus balteatus (marmalade hoverfly), 1194 nucleotides. RefSeq names its product retinol dehydrogenase 13-like. NCBI's taxonomy places the organism in Eukaryota, Metazoa, Arthropoda, Insecta, Diptera, Syrphidae. The transcript is spliced from 6 exons. The record is from RefSeq and is a predicted model, not a curated record. Bases 157 to 1143 code for a protein of 328 amino acids.
UCUUUAAAAAAUUUUAAAGUAAAAAUAAAAAUUGGAUCUUUAAUAAAUUUGUUAUUUUCACUAAAUUAUUGUAAUAAUUUAUUAUUUAUGUGUUAACUAUCUGAAAGAUAUAUUAAUAAAGUAACAUUUUCAAUAUUAACUUACUAAAAUCACACAAUGCAAGGUCUAUUAGCUUUUCUUAAAAACAAACCCGUAUUUUAUAUAAGUUUAGCCGGCACAGUUGUUGGUGUAUCAUGUUUUGUUAAAGAUCAAAUGCAAGGUGGUCAAUUCAAAAAGAAAGUAUCAGCUGAAGGUAAAGUCUGCAUUGUAACCGGUUCCAAUACAGGAAUUGGCAAAGAAACUGCAAAGGAAUUAGCUAAACGAGGAGCUCAUGUUUAUAUGGCUUGUCGUAAUAUUCAAAAAUGUGAAGAGGCACGAGAAGAAAUUGUUCUGGAAACAAAGAAUCGACAUGUUUACUGUCGUGAAUGUGAUUUGGCUUCCCUCCAGUCGAUUCGGCAAUUUGUUGAAGCAUUUAAAAAGGAACAAACCAAAUUGGAUGUUCUGAUUAAUAACGGCGGCGUUAUGCGUUGUCCACGUACUUUAACUAAAGAUGGAUUUGAAAUGCAAUUGGGAGUCAAUCACAUGGGUCAUUUCUUGCUCACAAACUUGCUACUGGAUAUCCUCAAAAAAAGUGCACCCAGUCGCAUUGUUGUUGUAGCUAGUUUGGCACAUACUCGUGGAGAAAUCAACGUUACAGAUCUGAAUAGUGAAAAAUCUUAUGACGAAGGUGAUGCAUAUAGCCAGAGUAAACUAGCAAACGUUCUCUUUGCCAGAGAAUUGGCCAAGAAGUUAGAAGGAACUGGAGUAACUGUGAAUUCUUUACAUCCCGGAGUUGUAGAUACAGAAAUCGUUCGUCAUAUGGGCAUUUUUAAUAAUUUCUUUACAAGUUUGAUAUUCCGACCUCUUUUAUGGCCUUUUGUUAAGACAGUGAAGUCGGGAGCACAAACUAGCAUUUAUGCUGCAUUAGAUCCAGAUUUGGAAAAAGUAUCAGGAUUGUAUUUUAGCGAUUGCGAACCAAAAGAAGUAGCACUUGCUGCUCAAAAUGAUGAUUUGGCUAAAUGGCUUUGGUCAGUAAGUGAAAAGUGGACAAGAAUUAAGGCUUAGAAUGACUUUGUUAAAUAAAACUAAAGUAGAUAUUUUAAUAUUUACAAUGGA